Molecule: messenger RNA, 2231 nt
Organism: Betta splendens (Siamese fighting fish)
Lineage: Eukaryota; Metazoa; Chordata; Actinopteri; Anabantiformes; Osphronemidae
Gene: irf7
Product: interferon regulatory factor 7
Exons: 10
Coding region: 146-1471 (441 amino acids)
Biological process (GO): regulation of transcription by RNA polymerase II; immune system process
Cellular component (GO): nucleus
Molecular function (GO): protein binding; DNA-binding transcription factor activity, RNA polymerase II-specific; RNA polymerase II cis-regulatory region sequence-specific DNA binding
Source: RefSeq, a predicted model, not a curated record
ACGUCCUGCGCGUGAAAGCCGGGGAAGGAGGCUAGGAGGCGGGGACGUGACGUCACAAAUCAAUGCAAGGUAGUGUCUUAAGUUGUCGGGGUGCCCGCCGACAACGGAGAACAGCUGGAGAGAAAGCGAGCGUCUCUGCUGAGAAAUGCAGAGCCCCCCGAAGCCCCAGUUUGCCAGCUGGCUCAUAGAGCAGGUGGAGACGGGCCAGUACCCGGGUCUCCGCUACGUCGGCGCGACCCGCUUCCGGGUCCCGUGGAAGCACAACUCCAGGAAGGACUGCAGCGACGAGGACAGCAAAAUAUUCCGGGCCUGGGCCGUGGCCAGUGGUAAAAUCAGCGAGUUCCCCACUGACAAGGCCAGGUGGAAGACCAACUUCCGCUGCGCCCUCAACAACCUCUCCGAGCGCUUCAAGAUGGUUAAGGACAAUUCCAAGAUGUCGGAGGACCCUCAUAAAAUCUAUGAGAUCGUCAACACGGAGCGCGCAAACACCUGUGAACACCCUGAAAUUCCGCCAACGCACGACUUCCCAGAUGAUUCCGACAUGAUUCCAGAUAUAUUCUGCUCUCCCACAGGAGACGCCCCCACAGGAAAUGAGCUGCUCAACAAUUUCAUGGCCCUCGACCUUGGCAACCAACCAGUGGAUGAGCAAACGUGGCCAAACAACUAUGGUCAGCCUCCUCCCACUGUCUAUCUGGGUCCAGCUGAGAACAUCCCGCCAGUUAUCCCAGAUCAGCCGGUGUACUACGAGCCAAAUCCUCUUCCAGUGCCCUAUUCACCUCCACAGCAUUCUCUGUACGACCUGGAGGUCUCCAUCUUCUACCGGAAAAAAGAAAUGCUAAAGACCACGAUCACCGCCAGCCGCCUCCAGCUCCACUACCAGCGCGCGGCCCCAGAGCUCAACGCGUAUCCUCUCUGCUUCCCCUCCACCGACGGCCUGCUGGACCACAAACAGGUUGAUUACACCAACCGCAUCCUGAGCAGCAUCCAGCGAGGGCUCCUGCUGGAGGUCCGGGACACUGGUAUCUACGCGCUGAGGCAGGAUCGGUGUCACGUGUUUGCCAGCACCAGUGACCCCAGUGUGAGACAUCCAGACCCAAGAAAACUACCGCCCAACACCUUGGAGGAACUCCUCAGCUUUGAGAAGUUCGUGGAUGAACUUAAAAAUUUCAAGGAGCACAAUGGCGCUUCCCCUGAAUACACCAUCAACAUGUGCUUUGGAGAGAAGUUUCCCGAUGGAAAGGCUCUGGAGAAGAAACUCAUCGUAGUCAGGGUGGUGCCUCUGAUCUGUCGGCAAUUUCACGAGAUGGCCCAAAUGGAGGGGGCAUCGUCUCUGCACAGCUUCAACGUCAGCCUGCAGCUGUCACACGGCACACACAACCACCUGUUUGAUCUCAUUAGCGCCACCUUCAGCCCGCCGGCAGCUGAGGAGCCGGCGUUAGAAGAAGAACAUUACUACCUACAUCAGGUGUAGCCUCCUGCGUCCUGCCUGGAAUAAUCAUUACCCUCUUCACUUUUGUUCACGUUGGCCUCAUGCUCUGUGGGGGGGGGGGAAACUGACAUGUUUAUGCACUUUGAGUAGAAAUGAUCUCGUUUCCAUGUAACUGUUACACCAAGUGUCUGGGCGACAGUGAUGUUCAAUUUUAUGUGACCUAUCUAUAACUGCAUCUGUCAAUCAAUCAGGUGUUAUCUUCUGCAGAAUUACACACUCGAAAACAGCUGCUUCCAACUUUAUUUACACAAAACAGAGUGAGCCCCCUGGGGUCGACUGAAGAUGUUUCAAGUGUGAAGCCUCUAUGCUUUUUGUCCAGGGGAUGGGAUCCUGCUCCUUUUAUAAUCCAAAUUUAUGUCUUUAGCCCUGGUGCUUGCACAUACCUAUGCAUAUACAGUACAAUCCUACUCUCGUUCCAGUUAAUGCUAUAACAUUCUUUUCCUCAUUCGCAUGUUACACAGCAUAAGCUAAAGUGCAGUGGUUGCGCCUUAGAAGACACCUAUGCGAUGCCUGUAAAUGUCAAAUUUGCUCUAAAAUUUAUUUACGUAUGUUUCUUUUUCCAUCUAAACUAUUAGUCUAUACAAUUUAAUAUAUAUGCACACUGUCUGUUUUUAUGUGUCAUUGAGCCACUGACUGCGAGUCAAUCACUGGUCAAAUGUAUUUUUGCACUUCUGCUGUUCAACAAUGCCUGCUCUUUUGAUGUGUCAAAAUUGAUGUGAUAAAUAUGUAGAGCAAUUUGUAA